Molecule: messenger RNA, 9843 nt
Organism: Neospora caninum
Lineage: Eukaryota; Apicomplexa; Conoidasida; Eucoccidiorida; Sarcocystidae
Product: putative cation-transporting ATPase
Exons: 17
Coding region: 1-9843 (3280 amino acids)
Cellular component (GO): membrane
Molecular function (GO): P-type transmembrane transporter activity; nucleotide binding
Source: RefSeq, a predicted model, not a curated record
AUGGUACUCGCCCUAGACGGCGCAGCAUCGACAGGGCUGUCUGCCGACGCGGCGAGCGCUGGAAAACGCGAGGGAGAAGGAAAGAGUGGAAGGCUCGAGGGAGGGAUAAACAGGGACAGAGAGGGAGGCGCAGAAGGCGAGGGAGGCCAAAGGCCCGAACGAGAGGCUGACAGAGAGAGCCUCAUUCUCGUGGCGUACGAUAUGUUUCCCGAACUCCAAGAGCUUCAACUGCAGGAGAGCGAAGUGAAGGUAACGCGCGUUCCUUUCUCGCGCGCUCUCGUCAACGCCGUCUCCUCUACAGGAGCGAGGAAGCGAAAGAAGCCCGCAGAGGCAACUACCCGCGCAGGCCUCGACGGGUGCCCGGCAGCGACGCGGUCGAACGCGCCAGAAACCGAGACGCCGGACCACCGUGGAGACGCGAGGCCGUGUUCACACGCGAGGCCGAGAGACAGCGAAGCGGAGGAAGAGAAGCCGACUCUCGAGGAGAGGAAGGAAUCGCCCUGUGCUCUCCACAGCGGCUCUCUUAUACCCAGGCCUGCUCAUCGAUGCGACGAGGACGACAGUGGCGAGGACGCCGGACGCGAUGUGGAGACUCCCCACGCGUGGGUCUGGAUGUUUGAGUACAGAUUCAUUCGCUAUAUCCUCGAGGCCCCGGUCGGCGAUGGAAAUCGCUACGCAGGUCCGCUUCCGACUUCCUCGACCUUCAAACCCCUCGUUUACAAUGUCUGCUUCCCGCCGGACAAGCUGCGGAGACAGUUUCUCCGCUCCCCGCCGAGCCUUGACCUCGUGCGCCUGAGACGGGACCUGUUUGGGAGCAGUUUGAUUCGCGUCCAAGUCCCGUCUCUCGCCGCCUUCAUUCUCAAAGACGUCGUGCACCCCUUCUACAUCUUCCAGCUCUUGGCCGUCGGUCUCUGGUUCGUUGACGACUAUGUCCAGCACAACUUGCUUCGCCUUCGAGAUCUCGCUGCCCAGCGUUGCUCCGUCGCAGCCUACCGAACGACUUGGGUGAAAGAGAAGUUCUCUUUCGGAGAUGGAGGCGCGCAUGCAGAACGCGACAGACAGAGAGAGGGCGAGGAGAAGACCGGCCGGCCUACGCUCCCAGAGAAGGGGAAAUCGGCGUCCACGAAGGAAGUGGACGAGGAAGGAGAGAACGCACAGGGAAUGGAGGAGAGUGAGGGAGGCAUUUGGACCGCAGCGGAGAACACUGUUCGUAGCGCGCGUGCUGACGAGAUAAGACACACGAGAAGGGUGUCGAGAGAGGAGAUCGACUCUGCUGACCUCGUUGUGGGGGACAUCUUCGAAGUCACGAUUGGCAUGGUUCUCCCCUGCGACGCCAUCGUUUUACGAGGGACGAUCGUGGUGACUGAGAGCUGUUUGACUGGCGAGAGCUUUCCCAUCAUCAAAACUCCGCUGCCCGAGGCCCGCGCCCACGGAGAGGGAGACGAAGAGACGGGACUCAACCUCGAGCAGGCUGCCAAACAUCAACUGUUUGCCGGCACUACAGUCCUCUCGGUCAGGGCGCCGUCGGUCUCCUCUUCUGUUGAGUCGCCCACGGCUGCUCCGAGGGCUCUGGCGGCAGUUUGCCGCGUGGGCUAUGCGACGGCUCAGGGACGAACUUUCCGAAGACUCCUAUUUCCCUCAGCCGUCCGAAUCGACUUCGAGAAAGAUGCUCUCAGGUUCGUGGCCAUUUUGGCUGUCUUGGCGGCCGUUGGGGGCGCCUUCACGCUGGUCAUCUCGCUGCUCCACCGUCUCCCAACAACGGAAAUUUUUUUCCGCGUUUUCGAUCUUUUCACCGCCGCCGUUCCGCCUGCUCUCCCAGCCUCGAUGAGCGUCGGUCUCUCCGUCGCUGUGACCAGGCUGUACUCGCUCUACCGAGUCUACUGCACGGCGCCGGCGCGUCUCAGCCUGGGCGGGUACGUGCGUUGUCUCUGCUUCGACAAGACGGGGACGCUGACCGAAGAGGGCGUCGGGAUGGCAGCCUUCUUGCCGGCCUGCCAUUGCGCUUCGCGUAGCUCGCUGUCUCAGGAGAAGACCCGUCCGGCGGAGUCCCCGCAAACCGAGGCGCGCCUCGCGUCCCCGGCCUCGCCGCGCUCGCUGCAUGCACGCUCUGCUGCGCGAGAAAGAAGGUCUCCCUUUUUCCUCCCCCUCAUCUCGCCGCGUGGCCUGUGGACCCGAGGCGCCCGAGAGAGAACGCGCGACGCCGCUUUCGCCUCGCCCGCAUGCGCGUGCCUGAAAUAUUCCACGCAGUGCAUGAGCGCCUGCCACUCGCUCCUUCGUGUGGGCGGAGAAGUUGCAGGCGAUCCUCUCGAGCUCCAGAUGCUAACCCACACCAAGUGGCUGCUGCUCGACAGCCAAGGGAGUGAACACCCAGAGGGAGAAUCAAAAAGAGAGAGAUCCAGAGAAACAAAAGAAGAAAGCGAAGAACGCAAAGAGAGAGAAGGGAAAGAAGAGAGAGAAGAAAGAGACACGAGAGAAGGGAGAGAAUCUGCGGAAGAGACGCGUGGAGGGAGCAAGGCAGGGUGGCGAGGAGAGGGAAGCCAAGUUUCGGGCACAGAGCUUGCGACCGCUUCGGCUGUCUCCGUGCCUUACUCAAGAGGCGAAGGACAGGAACGCGAGACGGACUUGCGUCUGUACGGAGACGAUGGAACGGAGAGAGGAGAGGAGACGGGAAACGAGAACCCCCCCGGAUUUCCAAGAAGAGACUCCGUUGUCGUCGGUGUCCCCGAUGAAGAACAUGCAGCCUUUCAGCAGCUGCAGAGAGGGCUGCCGGGAGGCGGCGAGAUUCCGGGUUUGACGUUCAUGCUGCCGCCGGACCCGCUGGCUGAGAACAAGCGCUCUUUGAGAGGCGCUCUGGCGAUUGUGAGGCGAUUCGACUUUGACGCUUCUCUGCAGCGCAUGAGUGUGAUUGCUGUAGACACCGACACUCGCGCUUACUUUGUUUAUUGCAAAGGCAGCACGGAGGUGAUUCGCACGCUGUGCGACCGUCGAACCCUACCUGCGGAUUUGGAGGAAAAGCUCCAACGCUUCUCAGCGUCGGGCUAUCGAGUCAUUGCUCUUGCUGGUCGGCGCCUCCGCCCGCCGUCUCCACCUUCUUCUCCACCUUCUUCUCCACCGUCUCCACCGUCGUCUCCUCUCUCUUCUUCCCUCGCGUGGUUCGCUCGGCAUGUGUCGCGCGAAGCAGCGGAGAGGAACCUGACUUUCCUCGGCCUCGCGCUGUUCACCAACAAGUUGAAAGACGAGACGCGGGAUGUCAUUUCGACGCUGCGGCGGGCGCAGUGCACGGUUAGAAUUGCGACGGGAGACCACGCCCUCACCUCCAUCGCCGUCGCUCGCCAGUGCGGCCUUCUGGGCGCAUCUGCGCCUCCGACGGAGAGGCGGGAGAAGAGACAAGGGCGACCGAGGCGGAGAGCUGUGGGCUCGAGCGACGUCGGCGAGGAGACAGACACUGGUGCCCAGACUGGCCAGAGAGGGGAGGCGAAAGGGGGGAUGCGCGGAGGCGUCGCCGCGCUCUUCUGUGGCAGUCCGAGAGACAGCGUGACAGGCGAAGGCCUCGACAGCGAUGCGAAGAGAAGGUGGGGAGGAGACGCACACAGGAUCCCCGCGCAGACAGGUCCUCGCGACGACCGCGGAGACACCGUGCCCGACCUCUCACGAGAAAAGAAAAGAUGCACGCCGGCCGGCUCGCCUGGUCGCGCGUCGCCGCGCAGUCUCUGGAACUGGCUGCGGGGACUCCAGAGGAGAUCGGGCAGAGACGUCUUCCCUGAAGAGCUCGAAACUCGCCUGCUGGAGUCGGCGCGAGCAGAAGAAGAGACAGUCGCCUCGUCUUUUUGGCACGAAGAAGAAGGGGACGCAGAGACAGAGCCCCAGGAAGAAGGGCGAAACGCGGCGUCAGCUUGUAGGAGAGAAGAGAGCGAAGAAGGACGAGAAGACACAGUCCAUCUCGCCGCAAAGGAAGAUUCAAUCCGGGUGGUUGUCUGCCCAGCCGAGGAGCCCGAGGGGGGCGAAACGGAGAGAGGCGAAACGGAGGAGAGCGGAAGACACGGAGGCGGGUUCAGCUUCAGGAGCUCGCAAGAGUUGAAGAGUCGACGCUUCUCCCACGCGGCAAGCCGAGACCGAGACGAAGCGUACGCGGAUGAAGAGGAGACAGAAGACGAAAAACGCCGAUGGAGACCAGACGAAGCGGAAGAAGCGGACGAAGAAGAGGAAGAGAAAGGCGCACCGGUUAUCAUUGUGGGAGACGUGUACAGAACGGACGACGACGAGAAUCACGUCGGCGGGCCGGAGUACUUGGUGUGGACUUUGUUUCCCGACGCGCAUGUGACCCGGGAGAGUUUGGAGACUCUUCCCACUUCUCGCGCUGAGGGAGACGACGCGUCGAGUUCCUCGCGGUGUUCUCCCUCUCGUUCUUUUUCGAGUUCUCGCGGCCGAGGCAGCGUGGCUUCGCCCUCUUCUCUCCCUGCGGCAGCGCCUCAGUCCUCGUGCGAUCUCCGCGAGCUUCUCGCGACGCUGCCGGACAUUCGCUCCGCCUCGCUGGUUGUCACGGGUCGAGCCUUCCGGCACCUCAAGCGCCUGCAGACUCUCACGCACUUUCCGUAUGUGGAGGAGUGCGACCAGAUGAUCGAGCGCGUGCGGAGACACCAGCAGGAGAUCCAGAUGGCGCACCAGGGACAGCGCGAGGACGCCGAGGAAGACGGCGAGGGAGGAGAAGAAACAGGCCGAGGAAGAGAAGAAGGGCGGUCGGCGGGUGAGAUGGAGAAUCUGGGGUUUUUGUCGGCGUGUCGAAGGCGGCGAAACGACGAGAGAGGGAGGCGACGCGCAGCGGUCAAAAGAGAAGACAGUGGCGAGGGACGAGGCGCGUACCGCCCACCAGAGCUUCACUGCGCCUCGCUGUACGGGCACGGGGCCCGGGACAGGGAAGGAGAGGACGAGCGCAGAACUCCCAGAACAAAGAGAGAAAGAGAUGGAGAGGCGCGCGAUGAAGAGACGGUGGCCAUCGACCUGCACCACGCUUGUGAACGCGAAGCACGCGGACCUUGUUCUCUCUCUCCGCCGCUGUCUGCCGCGCCUCCGAGCUUCCCCAGGCACAGCGUCUCGCGCCCAACAGGGGCCCAUCUGGCGUGGGAGUGCGACGCCGAGAAAGAAUGCGUGCGCUUCAGUCCUGGAGCUCCAUCUCCUGCGUUGCCUUCUUCGCCUUCUCCAUCUUCUCCAACUCUUGCUUCUUCUAUCUACGCCUCCGUCGGCGUUGCUGACAAACAGGCGAGACGGUUGCUGUCGCUUCUUCCUGGACCGAUGCGGCCAGUGCGGGGCGGAAGAUUGCCAGGGCGCAAGAGAGGAAAAGAAGAAGAAGGCGAGCACGCGGACGUCGAGACGGGAGCGGAGGAGUCGCUGUGGGAGGAAGACGAAGACCUCUAUUUCUCUUUUAGCGAGACAACACGAGACGCUCCGCGAGAACCCGCCGCCAUCCGCGAGAACUCUGAGCCGAGUUGCGCAUCUGCCCGUCUCGGGGCUUCCGCGGUGCCGCGCGCGCGCAUCUUCAGAGGGCCUUCGGGCCCGCAGCUCGCCUCGUCGCCCCUCCUCGCAGCCGCAGACUCCGUCUUUCCCCGCCUGUCGCUCCCGCCGGCGCCGACGCCCGUGGUGUCGCCGCUGCUGGCCCCGAGCGCGGGGCCGGGGGCGAGCCGCCGAGGCGAGAAGGCGGGCGCUGCGGCUCGCGGACGGGGGUUGGGCUCGGAGGCAGGCCUGUUUUCGUCGCCUCUCGCGUUUCCGCGCGCCUCCCGCCGGGGGAAAGGCCUGUUGAGCGGUCGGGGGUUGGACGGAGGCAGACGCAGGCGACAGAGCGCCGCGCCGUUCUCUGGAAUCGACGUUUUCCUCGAAACCAGCGAGGGGUUUCCAUCCUGUGCCGCCGACGCGGAAGGUCAGAGACCGGCGGGGUGGGGGAGCGCGCGCCGCGAACGCGAACGGCACAGGCGAGGCAGGCCUGUCCACUUUUUCGCCAGCAGCAGCGAGAGUGAAAUCGCAGACGGAGACGAAGGGCGCGAGCCGCACGCGCCCUGCCAAAGGGGAGACCAGCGGAGAGAGGAUCUGCGCGACUCCAAGUUCUUCUCCUUCCUCAAGUGGCCGUUCUUCCGGCGAAAAGGCGACUCCGCGCGAAGGACCGAGGGCGACUUGGCGGCGCGCAGUGACCGGGGCCUGCCGUCCCUAAGCGGGCCGCGUCGGGGCAGCUCGGGGCGCGUGGCGAGGCGAGGGGACGGGCGAGAUCAAGAGACACUUUCUGUGGGGCGCAGACGAGCUGCGCGGCGAGACAUGCGAGGCGACCUCGCGGGCGACGCCGCGGGGCGAGCCCCGUCGGCUGUUGCGGCGUUUGAGUCGGGCGCGGAGCGAGAGAGCGACGGGAGAGAAGAAAGGAGAAAAGAGCAGAGACGACGAGACGAGCAACAGCUGCGGACGGUCGUGGAGGCUCUCAUGUUUCCAGGCGUCGCCGAGUCUCUUAUGCGACAGCAGCAGGAACGAGGGGACACCUGUCGACCGCUGCGAACCAGAUCCCGCGGGCUUGUCUCUGUUUCGCGAGGGCCGCGCCGCUGCUCCUGUGGCGGCGACGGAGAAGGCGAGAAGGAGAGACAGAAGCAAAGAAAGGCAUCUCGGCGGGGAAGGACGCAGAGCGCCACGAAGGAUCGAAGAGCCAGGAUACGCUCGGUGUCUCUCAGACGAAGACCCGAGACCCGGGACAGAAAUAAGGAAGGAAGUUGUCCGCCCACGGAGACCGGCAGGCGCGAGCAGAACGCGGAGCGCGAAACAACCGCAGGUGGGCGACGCAAGGUUGAGGGAGAAACUUCUGGAGAAGAGAAGGCUUCGUCGUGCUCGUUCUUCUCGUCAACUCCCGCGCCGAGUCCGCUCCCGCCAGCGGGCACGGCGUCUCCCCUGCAGUUCGCUUCGCCCCGCGCGUUCGAUGCUUCCUCUCUCUCACUGCGCGCCCUAGGUGCGAAACCAACGAAAGAACGUGCAGGGAGGACAGAGGAAGGAAAACAGGCAGAACGGACACAGCAAAGAGAAGACCGCAGAGAAGACGGAGAAGAGAGAGAAAACAACGUAGAAGAGAGAGAAGAAGAGAGAGAAGACAACUUGGAAGAGAGAGAAGACAACUUAGAGGAGAGAGCAGAGAGUUUGAUGGCUUCCCGCCGGAUGUCGUCUUCAUCUCUGCCUGUGGAUUAUUUGCCAGGGUCGGAGGCCCUCGUGUGUUUUGUCCAGCAAGAGUUGCAAAAACACCAGGCGUAUCACCAUGUGUUCUCUCCGGGAGAGUAUUUUCCGAUCAAGGAGCGGAGCGACUUGCCGCCGCUGUCCCGCGUCGACUGUUUCCCGUCCGUUUUCCAGCUGGCGGAGCAGGAGCGGGGCGAGCAGGCCUCGUCCCUCGCUCCGCGACUCCCCUCCGACGAGGAGAGCGGUUUUGGGGACACCUUCUUCGAUCUCCUGGCCUCACAGCUGCCGAAGGCCGAAGAAGAAGAAGCCGCAGUCGUCGCCACUGCGUCUGCGCUCCUCAAUCUCCCAGCGACUUUCGACUCCGGCCAGCCGCAGUCGCCGCGCAGAACGCUCGAGUCGCCCCCCUGCAGCGUCUCAGCCGCCAGCCUCGAGGCGACGGAGACAGAGAGACAGAGACGGGGGGCAAGCGCGGACCGCUCGCGGCUGAAGGCGCGCACAGAGAGGGAGACCCCGGGCGACGAGGGGCGUCCGGGGACAGAAUCCCGGGGCGCGUCUGAAGAGCGGAGCCGCCGCGGAGAUUUCGCGCUGCGAGGAGACGCGUGCGGGCGAUGCGGGGAUUCGCGAGGCUACGCCGGACCAAUGCGGAGUGGGGAGCGGGUGAAGACCUCCGCGAUUGAUGCCAGUGAGGAAGCAGCUGUCGGCAGAUCGGCACCGGAUGCGCCCGCGGGCGACAAAGCAGAGAAAACUGCGCGCAGCGAACUGGCGACUGAGAAGAGAGGCCGCGUCCCGGGUGGGGCGUUGCGGCCCGCGAAGAAGCUGGAAAAGAACGAGCUUUCGACAGAAGUUUCCUGGGAACUGCGAGAGGUCGAGGAAGCCGCUCAGCAGUUGGAGGGCCGAGAACGUCGCGCUGGAGCACUCGAAACGGGAGGUGCGGCAUCGGAUGGACGGGCAAGCGGAUCGCGGAGAGAAGCGAAGAGAGACGCUGCAACUGUCUCCGGGGACACGACCGAAGACGACCAGCCGAAAGGCACUGGUUCUCGAGGGGACGGAGAGAUGUCUCGAACGCCGCGUGACGCGCACACACACGCCUCGCUCUCCGCCUCGAGGCCACCGGUGAAUGUGUGGGAAGGCUUGACGCUGCAGCUUCGAGUGUUUCAGAGCCCCCAACCGCGCCCGUCUUUCUACAACCGCUGGAGACUGGGACGAACUAGCGUCGAGGCAGCCCCGCCCUGUGGGGCGCGUGCACCUUCCUCCGGCAGAUUCGCGUUUCGCUGUGCUCCGCCCCCUCCGGGCCCUCUGAGCGCUGCGGUGUCUCUGCUGUCUCCUUCGCGGGCUUCAGUCCCUCGCUCUCUCGCCCCAGACGAGGAGGCUGGCGCGUCUUCGCGCGAGGCGACAGGUCACGCCUUCUUCUUCCACAUGUCGCUCUACGAAUACGUCGUCCGGCAAACAGUCGUGCUGUGCAGGGCGAGUCCGCAAGACAAAGGCGAAUUUGUCUCUGCUCUCCAAGAACUCCCGUCCGAGCCGGUCGUCGCCAUGUGUGGCGACGGCACGAACGACGCUGUGGCCAUCAAGCAGGCAGACGUGGGGCUCUCGAUCGUUUCCCCCCUGAUCCUGGAAGAUGCCCCAGUCUCCAGCCACGCGCCGAGUUGGAGUUCUUCUGAGGCAGCGACCGGCCUCGAGCGCAGGCGCCGCGUCCGGGCGGAGACACCCGACCCCUUCUUCUCUGGCGCCGCCUCCCCCGAGGGCGGCGACGCUGUUGCGUCACGACCCAGCGGCGCGUCGCUCGCGUCUUCCUUCUCCGCCGUGUCGCUCUGGGCUGCAGUGCAACUGCUCCGAGAGGGAAGAUGCAUGAUCAUGAACAGUUUUAGCACCUUCAAGUUCAUUGCCUGCUACUCCGUGCUGCAACUCACCUCCGUCCUUCUCCUCUACGCUCAAGCCGGAAACCUCACCGAUUCACAAUACAUGUGGAUUGAUUUGAUCACAAUUCUCCCUCUGUCCGUCGCUGUCGCCCGAACGAAUGCGGCGGAUGUUCUCUCUCACCUCACUCCUCCUCGCAGCCUCGUCUCGGCUCCCGUGCUCGUCUCUCUCCUGGGUCAGAUCCUUCUCCACGUCUUCUUCCAGAUUUUCGCUCUCAUGCACCUGCGGCGCCAGCCUUUCUACGUCCCUUUCGUCCCUCCGAAGACAGUUGACGGAGGAAACAGUUUGUCUGGGAUGGAGAAUACCGUCGUCUUCCUCAUCUCCUCCAUGCAGUAUGUUUUCUGCUGUGCUUCCUUCACGUCCUCCGGCUUCCCGUGGCGGAAAGCGAUUUGGACAAACCGCCUGUGUUUCUUCGGUAUGGGCAUGCUUUUGCUUCUGCCGAUUCUUCUUCUGCUCUUUACGCCCGCGGAUUUCCCUCCGCCGUCUUCGCAGUGUUUCGCGCUCCUGGCGUCCUGGCUGAAUCUGCGCGUGGCUUCGAUCCCGCGGUUCUACCGGCUCCAGUUGUUACAGCUCGCUUCAUGCAACGGAGCGCUCUCGCUCCUCUUUGAGACGAUCGUCGUGCAAAAGCUCCUCGAACGGCACGUCGAGGAAUCGACGCUCAAAAGCUCGAGGAUCAGCAGUGCCCACAUUCCAGCAGACCAACGAAGAUACACAGUCACCGUUGUGUAUCCGUAG